CGGAGGUGGAUACUGCCACCGGAGCCUCGACAUCCGGCUAAUGCACAGCGAACGGAAGAAAACCAAGAGAAUGCCGCUCAAUCGAAGGGUGCCGAAGUGCCAUGUGUGCACAGGGCCUUUCAGCACAUACGUCUCUUGCGCUGCUGCGGUAAGGUAAGCCAGGGGCCGGUGGGGACGUUUGGUGCAGCGGUGACGGCGGCAGGAUUUGCAGCGAGCUCAGGUACUCUGUUGGUCGUCCCUGCGGUUCCUGGAUCUCUCCCAGACGGCCCUCUCCUCGCUUGA
Leishmania braziliensis MHOM/BR/75/M2904 is the source of this 282-nucleotide messenger RNA. The record is from the annotation of a RefSeq genome assembly. Lineage: Eukaryota; Euglenozoa; Kinetoplastea; Trypanosomatida; Trypanosomatidae.